CGCAGUCACUUCUGUUAUGGCCCAAUGUACUGCUCGACGAGCGACAGAUCGGUGUUUGUGUAUGUUGGUGACGACCUCGUUGGCGCUGUCGACCAGCGAGCUGCAGAAGGGCGCCUUCUCCCUGGUGCAGCGGCGGCAGAACGCGCUCAGCCUGAAGCAGGGCGCCGACGGCCGAGGCCACGGCUCCCUCAUGCUGGGCCCCAUGAUGCCCGGGCCCUACGGGCCCGCGUCCCCGGAGUCGCCCGGGCCGUCGCCGUCACCGGACUCGCAGGGCCGCAUCGGCCGGUGGCCGUGGUACCGCAGCGCCUGGGACGAGCUGCGGCAGCGGCACUACAGCCCGCCGCACAGAUCCCGCGUCCCGGACUCCGAGAGCGAUGACCUGGAGGAGGAGGAGGAGCGGCCGCUGGACCUGUGCACCAAGCCGUGCCGGCCGCAGCCCCAGCCGCCGAGGACGCCGAGGACGCCGAGAACGCCCACCGCCCCCAUCUGGUCGCCCGCCUCGCAGUGCGAGAUGGAGCACGAGCCCCUGACCCCCGUCUCCCCCGUGUCGCCCGUGUCGCCCGCCGAGGCGCGAUGCGACGUCCGCCUCUGGCACCUCCCCUCCGACGGUGAAGUCAGCUCGGCGGGCAGCCCCCUCCCCAUCCCCUACCCGUCGACGCCGCCCAUCACGCCCACGCCGUCCAGCAGCCCGGCCACCAGGGCGCCGGCCUCGUCCACCACCACGCCGUCGGAGCGGCCGGAGCGAACCUUCCAGUGCAUGCAGUGCGGCAAGACCUUCAAGCGGUCCUCCACGCUCUCCACGCACCUCCUCAUCCACUCCGACACGCGGCCCUACCCCUGCUCCUACUGCGGCAAGCGCUUCCACCAGAAGUCCGACAUGAAGAAGCACACCUACAUCCACACCGGCGAGAAGCCCCACAAGUGCGUGGUGUGCGCCAAGGCGUUCAGCCAGUCGUCCAACCUCAUCACGCACAUGCGCAAGCACACCGGCUACAAGCCCUUCGCGUGCGGGCUGUGCGAGAAGGCCUUCCAGCGCAAGGUGGACCUGCGGCGCCACCGAGACACGCAGCACCCCGACGCCCCCGCCCUGCCGCCACCGCCGCAGGCACCGCAGCAGCUGCCGCAGCUACCGCCCUCGCCACCGACGCAGCCUCCGGCGUCACCGGCGCCGCCGUCGUCGCCAGUCCACGACGUCUCCAGCAGCAGCUGA
This is a messenger RNA of Thrips palmi, 1210 nucleotides long. RefSeq names its product zinc finger protein 628-like. The record is from RefSeq and is a predicted model, not a curated record. Lineage: Eukaryota; Metazoa; Arthropoda; Insecta; Thysanoptera; Thripidae. Gene Ontology annotation, cellular component: nucleus. The transcript has 7 exons. The coding region runs from base 17 to 1210 and encodes 397 amino acids.